Messenger RNA from Acanthopagrus latus (yellowfin seabream), 1666 nucleotides. Its product is annotated as transmembrane protein 196. The coding region runs from base 42 to 1010 and encodes 322 amino acids. The record is from RefSeq and is a predicted model, not a curated record. The transcript has 5 exons. Lineage: Eukaryota; Metazoa; Chordata; Actinopteri; Spariformes; Sparidae.
GCAUUUAAAUAAUCACUCCAUCAUGUGUUCAGUGUUUCCACAUGAGGGCGGAGGCUUGGCGCGCGUGUGUGAGCGCGCGAUUUCGUGCAGUAUGCGUGUGUGUGUGUGUGUGUGUGUGUGUGUGUGUGUGUGUGUGUGUGUGUGUGUGUGUGUGUGUGUGUUUGCAGGGGUCCUUAAGUACCCUGGACAGCGCCAGGCGGCACACACGCGCUUCAGCAGCCGGAGGAACUUGGAGGAGCUCCGCAGAGCCAGCUGCUCCCCUCCGCCAGUUUUGUUCACUUUGCGAACCUUUCUACUCCAUCUGGACCUCUGUUUGUUCGGAUAACCCCUCUUCUCCAGCCGGGAAUGAAGCAGUAGAGCCGCGCCGCCCUCGGAGCACCGAGAAGAGGACUCCUCUCUCGCCCCUCCAUCCGCCUCCUGCCGCCUCCUCCUGCUGGAGCUGGAGAGAUGCCCGGGGCAGGAUGUGCUCCAGCCGCAAGAUCCUGUGGAGCCUGCUCCUUCUGUCCGUGGUGGAGGUGGGCCUGGGUGUGGCGAGCAUCGUCCUGGGGGCAGUGGGCAUCAGCUGGGUCCGGGGCCAGCACAAGCCGCAGCAGGGCGACGCGUCCCCGGUGUGGAGCGGACUCUGUUUUCUGGUCUGUGGGAUGUGCGGAGUGCUGUGUGCUCGAAAGAGGACGGGUCUUAUUAUGAUCCUGUUUUCAGCAUGCUGUAUCUGUGGGCUGAUCGGCGGCAUCCUCAACUUCCAGUUUGUUCGGGCGCUGAACAAACGACCGGACUCUAUGCACUCGAUCCAUCUGGCUGCCAUGACUCUGGCCUGUCUGGGGAUCUCCUCCUGCACAUUAUCCACGUGGCUGACCUGCCGCCUGGCCAGCUCCGAGCAGCAGAGGAUGUUCCUGGAGAGGGAACACUCGCUGCACCACUCGCACGAGAUGACUGAGAAGGAGAUCCUGGACAACUCCAGUAACGGCAUUCCCCAGAUCUCCUACAACGGACACACGGCAACAUCACCGUGAUGACAUGUUGCCAAAGGCAAACCACACGCAGACAGUUCAUGAGUCGCUUGCUGUCAGACGACAAAUACAGCAUGUACGUCUUUCUACAUAUCCUACAGCAUACACAGGAACUAUAUGACUGCAGGGAGUGAAAACAAGUCUCUCGCCUCCGAGCCCUCUUCUUCUGUUAAAGAAGGACAUUUUGAAAAACAAGAGGGAGGCAGAAGUGCUUCUGAAUAAUUAUGCAAACGUGGAAUCAAAACAGGAAGGAGAGCCGCCGUUUGGGUGACAAUUCAGGUGACAUCAUCUGCGUGACAUCAUCUGGCCUUUAAACUAAUGAGCAGGAAGGAGGGAUUGUGUCUGAUCAGAUGCCUCAAAGUGAUGAGCACAAAUCGAGCAUGCAGCUGAUUCACUUGUUUUUGAAGAGCUAUUUCAGUCUCAGUUAUACUUCUCUCUGUCUUGUUAUGGGAUUAUGGAAUGCAGCUCUUGGGAUAGCCUACAGUAAAAGUGUAUGUACCAUCUGAUAAUGGAAUGCUUUGACAUGAAAUUAUGUGCAGUGUACUGUUCUGUAUAUCCAUGCUUGUAUUUCAGGAAUCUAGGCAUACUUAUAAAUCAAACAUAUUUUUAUAAAUGCUUCUUAUAAAAGUGAAUUAAAUUAAAGUAUGACAUAUAUGACA